UAGUUUCAAAACUGGUUUCUCUUGUUUAAAAUUUUGAAGUAAUGCUUGUAAUGAAGGCAGUUCUGUUUGCCUUCAUUUUCCAAAGUUUUUUGGCAGCAACGCUCUAUGCUGGUAGUACCGACUAUGAUGGAGAAUAUUAUUAUGAUUCUGAAGUUGCUGAAUCAGAUAGAGGCCAGUACAUUCCUGGCCAAGCCACUGGAUCGGAGUUGUCUGUAGAUCAAAAUGAGGAGACGCUUGUAGAGUCGGAUCCGCUUGACCAAGAAUUUGAGGGUGCACCAGAGGAAGGCUACCAACUGGAGCCGGGUGAAGAAACCAACAAGUUACUACAAUCAAUUUGUCAAACCAUUGAUUGUCAACAGCAACAUAUUCAGAAGAAUCCCAACAUUGCUUUUAAUGUGGCCAUUGAUAACAGGACAAUUAAGAAACUACAAAAUCGUUUAAGAAAUGAAGAUUCAAGGGAAAAUAGUGAUUAUGCAACAAUAAGGAAAUUUCUUGAUAGAAUUCAUAAUGGCAAUCAUCGCAAUGAUCAAGAGUUAGAUGAAGACAUGGCAAACGACGACGAGGGCAUGAUGUACCAUGAUGACAACCAUCUCAAUGACCAUGAGAUAGAAGAAAACCUACCAAGCGAAAACUACUCUCAGGCAUACGGUUAUGGAAACAAGCCACAUCGAAAGCAACACUAUCGUCAACAAGUUCCACGUUCCCAAAUGUAUCUUCAACCUGCAACUAGAAACCAUACCAAUGAAUUUCGACCGCAUCAAAAUCGAACCCGUGGGAAUACUUAUCCCCCUAGGAGAAAUGGCAAUGUACACAACCCCUCAAGAACUAAUACACCACGUCCCACAUUCCCCCGCAGAAGCAAUGUACCUACUAACAGCACUGUAACCAAAUCGAAUGGUACGUCUAGAAACAAUAGGACUCGUAACCCAACUAGGGGCACUAAUAGAAACGUUAACAGACCAGUGGUCAGUACACCUACUAAAGGUAGUACUCGCGCACCCCGGGUAAACAACCAACGCAAAACAAAUCGCAGAGCAAAUCGUCGACCAAAAACGGUAGCAAAAAAACUUGUAGCAAACAUUGCUACUAAUGAACAUAUGAAUCUAGAUAAUAGAGAUGAAACCAUUCAGAACAUUUUGGAAAAUAAAAGUUCUGAAUUAGAAAGCAAGUAACGCUGAUCUUUAACAAAAACAAAACUCAGUAAAAAGUUUUUAAGUUCGUACCUAAUCUUCAAGAUUUAGUGAAAUAAUUAAAACUUUUAGAAAAAUCUUAAAA
This is a messenger RNA of Stomoxys calcitrans (stable fly), 1275 nucleotides long. Its product is annotated as GATA zinc finger domain-containing protein 14. The record is from RefSeq and is a predicted model, not a curated record. The transcript has 2 exons. Lineage: Eukaryota; Metazoa; Arthropoda; Insecta; Diptera; Muscidae. The coding region runs from base 42 to 1172 and encodes 376 amino acids.